Messenger RNA from Aegilops tauschii subsp. strangulata, 2190 nucleotides. RefSeq lists its product as uncharacterized. Gene Ontology annotation, biological process: protein phosphorylation. The record is from RefSeq and is a predicted model, not a curated record. Gene Ontology annotation, molecular function: protein serine/threonine kinase activity; ATP binding. Lineage: Eukaryota; Viridiplantae; Streptophyta; Magnoliopsida; Poales; Poaceae.
UAACCAAACAAGAAGCAGCCGCGUCGGCGAAGCCAAAAGAGAAACCAUACUAGCACUACCAAGAGAGAAAACAAUUUUAAAAGAAUUUCGAGUUCGCGACAGCGAGAAGCAGAGCCGGGUCGCGGGGCCGCGGGCGGGCGUGCGCGUUAGCAUGGAGAGCGAGACGGCGGCGCGCGGUGGCCGGAGCCAGCCGCUGGCGGAGGAGGCGGUGGGGUCCAGCCGCACCAUGGAGCGCGUCGCGGCUGCGAAGAAGAUCAUCGAGAACGACUACCGCGAGCGCAUGAAGAAUCUCCGGGAGCGCAACGAGAGACGCUUGAUUUUGGAACAACAGCUAGCUUCUUCUCAAGUUCCUAGGGAGGAGCAGAUAAAAUUGAUAAAGGAGUUGCAGAGGAAGGAGACUGAAUACAUGAGACUUAAAAGGCAUAGAAUUUGUGUGGAUGACUUUGAGCUGCUCACCAUCAUUGGAAGAGGUGCUUAUGGGGAGGUUCAACUAUGCCGGGAUAAAUCCUCUGGUAAUAUUUAUGCAAUGAAAAAACUAAAGAAGUCUGAAAUGGUUGUCAAGGGUCAGGUGGAGCAUGUUAGAUCUGAAAGAAACUUGCUGGCUGAAGUUGGUAGCCACUGCAUUGUGAAGCUAUACUAUUCUUUCCAAGAUGCUGAGUAUCUCUACCUUAUCAUGGAGUACCUUCCUGGAGGUGAUAUGAUGACCCUCCUCAUGAGAGAGGAUACCUUAACUGAAAAUGUGGCUCGAUUCUAUAUUGCUGAGACAGUUCUUGCCAUUGAGUCUAUUCAUAAACAUAAUUACAUCCACAGGGAUAUUAAGCCUGAUAAUCUCCUUCUCGAUAAGAAUGGACACAUGAAGUUGUCAGAUUUUGGCUUAUGCAAGCCAAUUGACUGUACCAAAUUGUCAACCUUGAAUGAAGAUGAACCUAUGACUGAUGAAAACCUUAGGGAGUCCAUGGAUAUUGAUUACUCUCUCUCUGAUACAGCAAAUGGUAGAAGGUGGAGAAGUCCAAAUGAACAGCUUCAGCAUUGGCAGAAGAACAGGAGAAAAUUGGCAUUUUCUACUGUCGGUACGCCUGAUUAUAUUGCUCCUGAGGUUUUACUGAAAAAGGGAUAUGGAGUUGAGUGUGACUGGUGGUCCCUGGGUGCAAUCAUGUAUGAGAUGCUUGUUGGGUAUCCACCAUUCUAUUCUGAUGAUCCAAUAACCACAUGCCGAAAGAUUGUACAUUGGAGAAGCUAUUUAAAAUUUCCAGAAAAUCCAAGGUUGUCUCCUGAAGCUAAGGAUCUGAUUUGUCGGUUCUUAUGUGAUGUUGACCACAGGAUUGGCAGUGGAGGAGCAGAUCAAAUAAAGGCUCAUCCUUGGUUUCAUGGAGUUGAAUGGGAUAAGCUUUAUGAAAUGGAGGCGGCGUUUAAGCCUCAAGUAAAUGAUGAACUGGAUACACAGAAUUUUCAGAAGUUUGAUGAGGUAAAUCCCGCUCCAGCAAGAACAGGUUCUGGGUCCUCAAGGAAGAUGAUUCCUAAUUCUAAAGACCUUAGCUUUGUGGGCUAUACAUACAAGAACUUCGAAGCUGUGAAAGGUUUGCGUCAGUCUGCAGGUCUGGGAAGAAGCUCCUCGUUUACAAGCCAGCCUAGUGAAUCUGCAUCUAAUACAGCCGACAUGGAUUCAUCAGCAGAACCCAAUGGAAGCGAAACACACAUGCGCACUGUUUCGUCUGCCGAUCAUAUGAUGCAAUAAGCAGCCCUGAUUGACUGAAAUCCCCGUCCCUACACCAGCAUGAUUCGCCUUCAGUGAUGUGGCUUCAUCCAAAGCGAUCUGCUUGUUUUUAGUCAGUCUCGCGCUUUACUUAUCGUUGGUGAGCAUUUUGUUGUAGGUGUACAAAUUAGUCGGUAUGCAACAGAGCAUGUGCUGGGCUUGGUCAGAUAUGGUGCUGAGCUGCUUGGUUGCCCAGGUUGGCAGGUUAUUGCCUUCCUUGCGGCAGUUCGUAGCCCGCCAACGUAUGAUCAUCAUGGAGUAGGAGAAGAAUUAAAGAGACAGUAUUUGUGGUAGUCUAGCCAUUGUUGCUUGCUGCUGGAUGUUUUUUCUUUUCAGUUCUAACUGCCUGAUACUUUGAUAUGCAUCGGAUAAUUAUCUGUUGGAACUUGCACAUGAAUGCUUCAUCUGUGGAUUAAACUGAGUUUCCAUAUUUUAAA